AUGUUAAAUCCAACGAAAGAUCCACUGACUGUUCAACCAUCGUCGACGACAACUCUAAUGCCUGCCGCAUCGUUUUUGCCUCACCAGCAAUACUCUCACUCAACCAUUGAAAAUAAGUUAAUCAGAUUGGGACAACCAAAAUUGGCAAACGACAGAGUUGAGACGGAUAGCCUUUCGCCGUCAUCCCAAACAUCCACUCUAUCUUCGGCAACAGCUUCGACUCCAUUACCUUCGUCUUCAUCUUCCUUGUCACAAUCGCCUCCACCAACAGUCACGUCCAUGUCAUUACGAGCAGCUGAUGACUUCAUAAGAUCAAGCACUCGGAAUGCCGGGCAGUUGCACCAUCAAUCUCAACAACCAGUACAGGAAUCAAUACUUUCAUCGUCUUCAUCUUCAGUGUCGCAACGAAGUAAAUAUCCUAGAGAAACAAUUCGUAAUCCGUUCCGGACAAGCGACCUAGAAGCGUUUUUCGAAUAUCACCAACAAAUAAUGACUACUCAACAAUAUAGUGGUGAAAGGCGCAAUAGAACAUUCUCAAGACAUCAGCCUGAACAUAGCAUUCAACAGCAGGCUCGCAGGUGUGAGUUAAAGCGACGAUCCAGUCAACAUGAAGGAUUUCAACACAACAGACAAUACACCACAACAGAAUCACUGGAUGUAUCAACAUCGUCAGGUAGGACAUUACAAGCUAACACAAUCAAUGAUGAAAUAUCACGUAUUGAUAAUAUUGCACCUACGUCGUCGACAAAUACUCGGAAAAAAGCGCGCUCUACAACAAAUAAUAAUUAUUACAUAAGUAGUAGUAAUAGUACUACAUCGAAGACUGCUGAGUAUGAUGACGCUAAUGCCAAAUUUAAAGACUUCUCCAUUGAUUCACUUCUAAAAUCAGAUUAG
Hermetia illucens (black soldier fly) is the source of this 894-nucleotide messenger RNA. RefSeq lists its product as uncharacterized. The coding region runs from base 1 to 894 and encodes 297 amino acids. The transcript has a single exon. NCBI's taxonomy places the organism in Eukaryota, Metazoa, Arthropoda, Insecta, Diptera, Stratiomyidae. The record is from RefSeq and is a predicted model, not a curated record.